UAUCUUGUUUGAGUGCUACAGCAAAUACGAGUCGACGACCGAACCACGUAGUAGUUCCCGUCCCAUUUGUAUAGCCUGUGCCAUACGUCGGGACUGGCCCUGGUGCCGCGGUGAGGAGCGGAGUCUGGGAGGGGCGUCCGGGGAAUGGCGGAUGUUGAGGCCGUGUCUGUGGAGAGGCAGAGAGAUGGGGGCUUAGCAGAGUAACACCCCACUCCUGUAUUUUUUUUUUGUUUUUAUUUCUUUUUAGUUAGCGUUACGUGUCUGUGUCCAGCUCACCGCCAUGGAUCCAGAGAAAACGUUGACUUUCUGCCUCGGGGUGAAGGCUGCGGAGAUGACCAUGUCCCUGCAGGGGUUGGACGUGACUGAGGCUUCUACGGUGACAGUCUCUCAGAAGGACACUGACAUGGUCACAGUUAAUAAGGUGGUGAAGUACCAUUCGGACUCUGGCAGCCAGCCUAUAGUCAGUCCCAAGUACUGUCCUGGAGUAAAUAACAACCCAGGUUACCUGUGUGAAACUGGCCACUGCUGCGGAGAGACAGGCUGCUGCACCUACUACUAUGAACUCUGGUGGUUCUGGCUUCUGUGGACAGUGCUGAUCCUCUUCAGCUGUUUCUGUGCCUACCGCCACCGCCGGGCCAAGCUGCGGAUCCAACAGCAGCAGAGGCAGAGGGAGAUCAAUCUGAUCGCUUACAAUGGAGCCUGUAAUUACCCUGCCUCAAUGCUGGACCUCAGUUUCCUGGCUUCCUUCAAGCUGCCAUCCUAUGAGGAGGUGGCAGCCCAGCCCAGCACCCCUCCUCCGCCUUACAGCUCUGUCUUUGCCCUGCAGGGAGGUGCCAUGGGCGGUCCUAGCUCCUCCUACCCCCAUCACCACCAUCAUCAUCCCUGUCCUCCCUAUCUGGGCCCUGGCCCCGGUCCCAGCUGCCUGACGUCCUCCCAGAGCUCCGACAACUACACCAGCUGCUCCUGCGAGUCAUGCUCCCUCACCUCCCCUUCCAGCACCUCCUUCUCUGUCCAAGUGACGGACGAGACGUACGACAGCAGCCGUGUCUCCACGCCCAGUGAAGCAGUGGGUGACCGGGCUGUCUUGCCGAGGUUUGGGCCUUCUUUGGAUGGAGCCACCUUCACACCAACUCCCUCCCCGCCUCUUCCAGUGCACGUUCCGCCAGAUCUUAUACCUGCCCCCGCUCCAGAUAUCAUACCUGUACCAAGACAUUUUUCUAACAGCAGUGAAAGUGUCUCACCUCCGCCUCCAUCCCUUUCUCUUCCUUUACACUCCCUUAACCCCUCUCGUCCUGCACAUGCUCCUCGCCUGCCACUCUCUCCCCUUGUUCUCUCACCUUCCCCCCCUUCUGCUAAAGUCCGCCCUCUCAUUCUGUCAGACCCGCUGGGAGUCACAUCUGCUCAGAAAGAGGAAAAGGCUUCCCCCUGCGAUCAGAGGCCAUCCCUCAGGCCUGCUCAGUCCCCCCCAAAACAAGCUCUCUUCUCCUCAAAUGUGGACAUUUUUGAGCAUCACAGCUACCAAAAUGAGAAAAAACAAGAAAAGGAAGAGGAGGGGGAAGAAGAGGAAGAAGAAGAUGAGGAGGACCAUUUCCGCCAUCGACGGCUAACAGGUGAUUCAGGCAUUGAGGUGUGCCGCUGCCAUGUGAAGAGAGAGGAGCAAGAGGAAGAGGAACUGCAGAAGGGGCCUAUGGGUAACAGAGGAAAAGAGGCGGUGGGGGAUGGGGAGGGGGUGAACAUGCUGCACGACAGCAUGGACUGUUCCCUCCGAGCGCAGGCGGCUGUCCAGUCACAGCUCCCAGAGAGCCACGGCCACACCUCCUCAUCCUCUGCCAUUGUCCCAAAAGCAGGCGAGGCUAUUAUCACUGUGGAGUCCUCAUGAGCUGACAGUCAGUGAGAUGUUGUCAGACUGGUGAAGUGCUCAAAAUGGCGUGGAGGUGUUUAUGGUUGCUCAGUAGAACCCACUAGAGAUUGACUGGCCAUAUCAGCUAACAGGAACCUAGUUGGCUCUGUUUAUAGUUUCUAGCAAGUGGGAAAGAAUGACAAAUAUAUAGAUCCUCUUUUUUUCAAAUUGAGAAUCACCAACUCAAAGACUUGGAUUGUUAGGUUCAUGCCGUUCCUGGUUUGGGUAAAGGCAGAUUGUUUUUUUUUGUUUUUUUGCAAAGACCAGAGUGAUAAAAAAUGUUCUUUGAUUGCUCUCUCUCUUUUUUUGUCUCACUCCUCUCCUUUUCUUGCUGCAGCCGCCAUAAGAAGAGCAACAGCUAGUGACGUGAAUUUACAAGUGCACACACAUGCACACACACACGGCUGACACGCCUGUGUUUCUUUGGAUUAAAAUAACAGGCCCCCAUACUCCACCCUCUCUCACUCUCUCUCUCUCUUCUCUCUCUCUCUCUCCCUCCCUCUCUCUCUCUCUCUCUUUCUCUCUUUCCCCCUUCACUCUCUUCCCUCCUCUCUCUCUCACUCACACAUAAUACACACAUACACAGAACAUAUGGUUACCUAACCCAGCUGUGCCUGUGGCUCUGUGUGAACAUCCCAAUAUAUCUCUGUUUUUGCUCAUCUCUGUUCUCUGCGUAAGUUCACAUUUUUUCCCAAAAUACCCGUAUUGAACUUUGGGAUGCCACCCCUUAUAUCAUGUUACUGUCAUUGUAGACAAAUUAAUAGCUGUCAAGUGACAUUUUUUAAUUGCUCCAUUGAGGAGACUGUAUUUUGUGCAUUGUAAAGAUAUUGUUUGAAUUAUUGUAAUUGCUCCCUUUACUGUAAUGGCUCAAAUGUUCUUUGAGUAAAAUCACUGAUCUGUUUGUUGUCAAAGGAGCAGCUCCAGAAAGUGUUUCUUGAUCACAUUACAUUAUCAGAAUCUCAGUUCUCUGAAUUCCAACUUUUGAAAAGAGUGGGUGUUCACAAGUAUUAAGCGCAUGGUUUGAGGUCACAGAAAUAACAUGAAUUCUUUUGUAGAAUUGUUUUUUUUUUUCCUUUCACCAGCCAGGUCUCCUCUGUCUGUCAGAGGCAAUAAUGAAAGCAUCAAGAGAGAAAACAACUAUGUGACUGAUUUAGAGGGUGUGUUUUUUUAUACCUUGUGUCUUGUUUUUCACCCUCAUGGAGAGGGAAUGCAAAAAAACCUGAUGAAAAUGGUGUUUUGGUGACAAAGCUUUAUGAUGGUAUUAUUAUAAUCCAUUGUUGCAAACUGUUAAAUGAUUUUAUUGUGUCAUUAAAGACUGACUUUGGAUUUGAAGUACUUCAACAAACUUGUAGUAGGGUUUUUGUUGCCCUUUUGCAGCAUGAUAUAAAUCUGAUUCCUUCUAUCACGGACUUUUGAUUUUUUUAUGAGGCAGGAACGUUAAGUCUAGCCCUCAUCACUGAUACUGAAUGUAAAGGUUAUGCAUUGCAACAAAAAAACCUAAAUUGUUUACGAAGAACUCGUACAGCAUGACGCUUAUCAGAAACUUGCAGAAAAGUUUCUGAAAUUGCAGGAAGGCAAUGCAAUCUGUCAGAGCUUUGACUGAAAAAGCAUACAAAGACGAUAUUAUUUGAAAUGAAGUGCCCACUGCAAUGUCUGUCUGGGUCCAGUUCUGCUAUUGUCCAUUAUUAAAUGUGCAAGUGUAUGAAGCGAAGGUUUAAAAUCAGAGCCAUGAUACUGUUUCCUUCAGUCUUGUGUGAUUAUUAUUGUGGCUCAUCACAAGGUCACCACUUACAGAAGGACUAUUUUUUUUUCUCUGAGAUCCUGUAUGUUAUGGCUCACUCUGUUUUUCUACGUGGAAUAAUGUAACAAUUGAUGCAUAGCUGUAUCCAUCACUACACCUCACUUAUGGUCUCAAUGUUUACUGGGAUUAGAAUACACACAGUAUCUGCACAUGACUUCUCUCAAUUAACUGGCUCAAAUGUACAAAAUGUACUGAAAGAGUGAAAGUCUCAAAUUCCAAUUUUAAUGUUUGUCUUGCCUUUUCUCUUGUAGUUGUCUUAUAACAACUACAAGAGAGACAGUAUCUGUUAUUCAGUGAGCAGAGGCUUGUUUCCUUGGCUCGGUGCAAAGAAUGUGAAAGCUUUCAAAGGUAUUGACAAAUCACCUGCUGUGUAAAGCCCUGUCCUUCCUCAUUUAUAGAUACAGUAGAUAAACACAAAGUGUUGCCUGUGUUCAGCUUUAUUUGUCAAAGACAAAUUAUUUGUGUGUGUGUGUGUGUGUGUGUGUGUGUGUGUGUGUGUGUGUGUGUGUGUGUGUGUGUGUGUGUGUGUGUGUGUGUGUGUGUGUGUGUCUAUUUGGUUGUAAAUGUCACUUUGACAUGUUAUGACCAGAUUGUGUGUCCUGAGGUCUUGGCCUGUGAUUUCUUGAAUACGUUUAUCAGAGGUGAUGUAUUCUGACAGAAAUUUUCCUGAACAUAUCAGCAUAAAAGCCUUUCGGCUCCUAUACUCUUACUGAUUAAAGAAUGGACAGAGUCAUUAUUUUCUCAUUAAUUCAAGCAGAAUUAUGUUAUUUAUUGAAGCAUAUUGUGCCUAGACGAAAUUAUUUUUUCUGUUAGGUAUUCUAUUGUUUGCUGCUGCUAUAUGUGUGUGUUUUCUGUCAGUUGUGUAUAGUUGUAUACCAAACGGGGAAACAUUUUAUAGCAGUACUUUAGCAGUCUCUUUAUAAAAUAUACACAGUGCGUAGUACAUGUGAGACUUGCAAAAAUAGUAAAUAGCAAUAUUAUAGUGUUCACACUUUUCCUUAUUCUAGUUGAUGCUGGUUGAUAGGAAAUGACAUGUUGUGAAAAUGACUUUUACCUCUUAAUAUUGAUCUGUUACUUGUGCUGGGCAGGUGCCCUUGAUUGUAAACAACACAGGAUUUUAAGCGCCUUUUAGGCUCACAGUUGCUCCUAAAUGCAGAUAAUCUGGUUUUACCAGAUUACCUACUUUUACCCCCACUCUUAUUUCACCUUGCAAGGAUCGGAAGCCAAACUGGUCUUAGCUCAGUGCAUAGAAAUAAUUUAAUCUCCCUUGCCUUGCCGGCAACUAGUGUAUAAAUGCUCAUUUCCAUUAUAGGCCAAGGCCCGAUAGAAGACUGUUACCUCGCUGAGUUAUGACUGUAAAGGACUGUUUACUUCUCCUUAUCAAGAUAGUAUUUACUCUAUAUUUGUACUGACUUUAUUUUGUAAUGCCAAGAAAUUAACUGAAGAAUUGAAAAAAACAAAAACAAACAAACAAAAAAAAAAAACACACAGAUAGAGCCCACAUUGGUUUGGUUGAACUACUUUGCAAGGGAAAAGAAAAAAAUCAAACCCUGUUGCUUCAGGCAAGCGCAAGAAUGUUUGUCUCCCAGGACACAAAAUGUUCUUUUCCUCCUGCGCCUGCUGUUGAAAGACAGCAGAAUCUAUAGCAGUAUCUUUAUGUGGUUGUAAGUGGAGUAGUUCAGAUGAAUAUUAUUAUAAAGUGUGGUGUUCUUUGAGGGUAUAUUGUUGUACACUUCUAAUUGCAGCUCUUAUCUGUGUAGUGCGCAUGUGUGAGAGAGUCACUGUCAACUGUGUUGUUGUGGUGUUAAAUCAUUGAAGCUUAUUAUGAGGCCAAAGUUGAUUGUUAUUGGUAUUUGUUAACACAAUGAUAUUUGUCAAUAUUAAUAUCCAAACAUUUUUAAGAUUAUGCCAUAAUAAAUAUCACACUCAUUUUGUAUCUUUGUGUAUGGGAUAGUAAUUUCUGAUGCAUAUUAACAUGUAAAUCCUCACGAUGAGAUGCUCUCACGUUUUUGUUUUGUUUUUAACUUGUUUAGUUGCAAAACUAUUGGUGCUUUUUCAGAUUACUUAGUUGUAUUCGGUUGAAUUUUGCCAUUCUUUAUUUUGAUUCUGAAUAUUACAUUGUUUGCUGGUUUUCUACCAUGUUGGACAUUGACAUCUGCCUCACUUUAUUCAACAAAAACUGUGGAUUUUGUGUCAAAAUAAAUGUUACCAAGUGCUACACAA
Molecule: messenger RNA, 5924 nt
Organism: Myripristis murdjan (pinecone soldierfish)
Lineage: Eukaryota; Metazoa; Chordata; Actinopteri; Holocentriformes; Holocentridae
Product: proline-, glutamic acid- and leucine-rich protein 1-like
Exons: 6
Coding region: 281-1879 (532 amino acids)
Source: RefSeq, a predicted model, not a curated record